Molecule: messenger RNA, 4824 nt
Organism: Chironomus riparius
Lineage: Eukaryota; Metazoa; Arthropoda; Insecta; Diptera; Chironomidae
Source: the annotation of a GenBank genome assembly
UUCUCACAAGACCGAAUUUAUAAUUUUCAAAUUGGAAAGAUGAAAUUAAUCCCAUUAAAUCUGCUCUACUAGGUGCUCGUUUUCGCUCGGCUGAUUCCUGUUUAAAUCCAGAUGAUGGAAUUGAUGGAAAUGGCCCUCUUGACAUUCCAGCCGGUUGUAACAUGGGGAGACGUCGGUCGAGAGCUGUACUCUAUCAACUAUCGGGGCAUUAUAAACCGGAGAAAAUCAAGACUAAAUUGAAACUUAAUAACAAUCUUUUACACACAACUAUUGAACCAUUGCCUGAGUAUAAAACUCAAUCGUUAAAGAAAUCUCGCUUCAUUCUAUCGCAUUAUGGAGUUUUUAAAGGAUUUUGGGACUGGCUUAUACUCGUUAGUACAUUUUAUGUUGCAUUUGUAGUGCCGUAUAAUGCAGCAUUUGUUCAAACGGAUCGCGCCACAAUGGCCAGUGAUGUUGUUGUUGAGGCUUUAUUUAUUGUAGAUAUUAUUCUCAACUUCCGUACGACUUUCGUAUCCAGUAAGGGCGAAGUGGUGUCGGACUCGAAACUGAUUUGCCUUAAUUAUUUACGUGGUUGGUUUGUUGUCGAUUUCCUUGCUGCAAUACCCUUCGAUCAUCUUUAUGCUAGUAAUUUAUUAUCGGGCGAGGAAUCGCAUAUACAUUUAGUAAAACUUACUCGUCUGCUACGCUUAGCACGAUUGCUUCAAAAAAUGGAUAGAUAUAGUCAAUAUACGGCAAUGAUUUUAACUUUAUUAAUGGUGUGCUUUUCUCUCGUCGCUCAUUGGCUUGCAUGUAUUUGGUAUGUUGUAGCUGAGAAAGAGAGACUGUAUGGUGAUCAAGAAUUUGAUGUGGGAUGGAUCAACAGCUUGGCAGAAAGGUUCAAGAUACCAGUAUCGAAUAUAACUCAAGGCGAGGCUUAUAUCACUGCUCUAUACUUCACGUUCAGUAGCUUGACAUCUGUUGGUUUUGGCAAUGUUUCUGCAAAUACAUCAUACGAAAAGAUUUUUUGUGUCAUCAUGAUGUUGAUUGGAGCUUUAAUGCAUGCCGUUGUCUUUGGUAACGUCACAGCUAUAAUUCAACGAAUGUACGCAAGACGAUCACAAUAUCAUAGCAAAUGGCGAGAUUUAAAAGAUUUUGUAGCUCUACAUCAAAUGCCAAAUGAGUUAAAACAACGGAUGCAGGAUUACUUUCAGACUGUAUGGUCUAUGAAUCACGGUAUUGAUAUUAACGAGACUCUCAAAGAAUUCCCAGAAGAAUUAAGAGGUGAUGUUAGCAUGCAUUUACAUCGAGAGAUUUUACAACUACCAAUAUUUGAAGCCGCCUCUCAAGGCUGUUUGAAACUUUUGUCAUUGCAUAUCAAAACAAAUUUCUGUGCUCCGGGUGAAUUCUUAAUACAUAAAGGAGAUGCUCUUGCAUACAUAUAUUAUAUUUGUAAUGGAAGUAUGGAGGUUAUGCAGAACAAUAUGGUAGUAGCAAUUUUGGGUAAGGGAGACUUAGUAGGCUGUGAUAUAUCAAUAAAUAUGAUGCAUAAUGGACAAACAGGAAAUUCAGGUGGUGGUAAUCAAGAUUUAAUUUUGAAGAGCAGUUCAGACGUAAAAGCAUUAACUUAUUGUGAUCUAAAGUGUAUUCACAUUAGUGGCUUGAUAGAGGUUUUACGUUUAUAUCCUGAGUAUCAACAAGAAUUUGCAAAUGACAUUCAGCAUGAUUUAACAUACAAUCUACGAGAGGGAUAUGAGGCAGAAACAGAAUCUGAAAAUAACGGACCAUGCUUAGCUCUACCUUCGAUAAGUGAAGAUGAUGAGAAUAUAGCGGAAGAUGGAAUUAGCAAUAAUUCGUCUCCACGGCAUCCCAGCAUUACUCGGUCGCCUAUUCAUGGCGUCUCAGUUGCUAGUCCCGCACGUCAUACGAAGCUUUUGCAAAAAAGACAGACGCUUAUAGCCCUCAAAGAGAAAUCAACAAAAUCUCGAGGGUCAAGUGUCAAUAAUAGUCCAGUAAGUGUUAAAAGUAAUAAAAAGUCUAUAGAGAAUAAUAUUUCGGAUGAUGAGAAUGAAGAAGAAGCCCCAAUGAUAAAGGAUGAAAAGCCAAACACACAUCACCGAAGUUCAAUGGAGCGAUUAGAUACACAAGUUUCGACACUUCAUCAAGAUGUUGCUACAUUGAGUAUUGAAGUACGCAAUGCAAUUCAAGCUUUACAGGAAAUGGCUUACACAACUCUCACACACAUCGAUAAUCAUCCAGCCAGGUCGAUUCCUAACCUUCAAAAUGGAAUUAACAAUUCACAUAUGGUUUUCGAAUACAUGACACGUAGCUCAUCACAACCGGCUGAACUUUGGCAUCGGAGUAAUCAGCAAAUAAAAAGUAUUUCGGAUCUUUAUAGUCAAUCGGUCUACCAAUCAUCAUCACAUAUCGUGAAUCAUAAAUCUACACAAACGGAAACGACUUAUGACUACGAUUUUCUAGAAAAUUUAGUUUUAACAAAUUCGCAAUUAGUAUUAAAUAUUUUGAGCGUCAAUACACCAGUCAAUUUAAUGGGAAACGAUAUGAAACCUGUUAACUGCUUAAGCAUCCUCACACCCAUCCCUGAAGCAAUUUCAAAUGAACCGAGUUGUAGUAAUUUACAUGACCUUUCCACUCAUAAAGAUAAUAAUAGUAAUUUGGUACUGAUGGAGCAUCCACAAGAGCAAUCAUGGCGUAUUUACGAGAACGAUGAAGAUAAUUCGAAAUCUACAGACGCACUGCUUGAAAUGAAGGAAAAUACAGAUGAUACGGAUGAAGAUGAGGCAACAACAAAUUACACAAAUAAUAUUAACUUUUCGAUCAUAAAAGAAAAUUCGUCCUACAAAUUAUCGAAAUCGAGUUCAAAUUGUUCUGUAUCAAGAGCAUCGGGGGAUAUUACGGAAAAAUAUCAACAUCCACAGCACCAAAAUCAUCAUCAUCAUCAUCAUCACCAUCAUCAGCAACAGCAGCAGCAGCCGAUAGUUCUGAUUCGUAGUCGUUCAGGUAAUAAAACUGGAUCUAAAAUAUAUGAACCCAUAUCAAGUGAAAGUUUAACUGAUUCACUAGGGUAUAUGGAUGACUUUGACGAGAGCUGUGCAUUAAUCACAAGUGAAAAUGACAAACGGAAAAGGCAAGCAUUUUCAGCAUCGAAUGAAAUAAUCCCGAAGCGUAAUAGUCUUGGUGUAAAUAAAGCUCCACAAAUUCAUAGAUUUUCUGCUGGCGAUGCAGAUAAAUUAGAAAAGGGAAUGUUUUUUAACAUGGAACCGAGAGAAUCGAAUGAAUUCAUUGAACCUCGAGUGAAUUUCGAAGACAUCCCAAUCAGUGCAUUGCGACAAAAAAGCAGAGGGAAAUUAUCAGUUCUGCUAAAUCCAGAAAAGGUGCUAGUCAAUGAAGAUGGACUUUAUCGUGAUUGGAGAGGAAUAUUUGGACUAUCAGGGAUGAAUCAAAGUGAAUACACUGUAAUAUCUCAAAUAGAUGAUAAAAUGGGAAAGCUUCUUGACCUGUGGAAUAAAAAAAUUGACGAAAAUAAUUCUCAAGUUACGUUAAGUCAAUUGCAACAGUGUUUUGGAAUAAUUGAUAGAUAUGAUGUGUUUGAUGAUACUUUAUCAUUAUUCGUUGAAGAUUCUCAAGCACACUUGACUAAAUUACGGUCGAAAAGACUUAAUGAGGAUACAACAAAAUUCGAAAUCAUCAAAGGGCAGCCCGACAACGAUAUUAUAACGAUUAAGGACGUUGAAUUCAGUGAAAAAGGAUUACCGCUUCCGAAUUAUGAUGCUUUCGUUAUCUAUAAUGAUAAAGACAUUGAAUUUGCGACAGAGCUUAUAGAGCGACUAGAGAAUAAUGGAUAUAAUCUCUGCGCAAAGGACAGAGAUUUACUUCCAGGCCUCUCAUUUGAAAGUGACGCAAUUUUAAGCCUCUUAUCACAGCGAUGCAAUCAUCUCAUCCUAAUUGUAUCAAAAGCCUUUUUGAUGAGUCCAAUGCAAAUUUUCAUAACAAAUUACGCACAAGCAUUGGGAAUUGAGCAAGGACGGAGGAAAAUCAUUCCAUGUGUUUUAGAACCAGACUGUAAUUUACCACAAAUGUUAAGAUAUUGUUUCCGUUUAGACUACUUCAGAAAUAAUAAGCUAUUUAAUUUUUGGGAUAAGUUAGAUACGUCAUUAAGAGUUAAUAGUAAGGAGAUUAAGGCAGUGAAUAAUAUUGAUAAGCAUUCCAUUGACAAGAUAACAACCACAAAUUUAAUUGAUAAGCCAACAAAUCAAAAGGAAUUAGUUUAUAAUUUCAGCGAACGUCCAGUGACCCCUGAAAAAUCAUCAAAGAAGCUCAUACCUGUGCAAGAGGUAGUACCUCAACAGAAAAUAAUGCCACCACCUCGAAAACUACGAUCUUCAGCAUCCAUGAUGUCUUUAGAAGAGAAGCCAAAUGGUUUGUAUUAUCAGAACAAUCAGUCCCAUAGUACGUACGAAUUGAAUGGUGAAUCCUCAAUGGAAAUGACUCAAAGUACGAAAUUAAAACGUAAAAAAUGGUACAGCAUGUUCAUGCCAAAAGAAAUGAAAGUAAAGAGCAAUGAAGUGGAAAUUAAUGACGAGACGGAGAAGAAAAAGCACAAAAGGCAUUGGUUUAAGAGCAAAAAGAAACAAAAGGAAAAGUUGGCGAUGCUCGCCGAGACUUAAAAAAGUCAAAGACUUGAAAACAUGUGCCUUAUAAAUUUUUUUGAUUCUUUUAUUCACAAAAACAGCCAACAAAAACUUGUUGAAGCAAAGAGUCAAUCUCUUAAAUUGUUUUAUAUCUUAACAAGUUUAUUUUAAAUAAAUGCAUUUUGAAUAUCACUAA